Molecule: messenger RNA, 1851 nt
Organism: Cygnus atratus (black swan)
Lineage: Eukaryota; Metazoa; Chordata; Aves; Anseriformes; Anatidae
Gene: DTX1
Product: deltex E3 ubiquitin ligase 1
Exons: 9
Coding region: 1-1851 (616 amino acids)
Biological process (GO): protein ubiquitination; Notch signaling pathway
Cellular component (GO): nucleoplasm
Molecular function (GO): zinc ion binding; ubiquitin protein ligase activity
Source: RefSeq, a predicted model, not a curated record
AUGGCGCGGCAGGGCACGGGGGCCCUGCUGGCCUCCGGCACUUUGGGGUUCCCCCCCCAAAACCUGGCCCGCGUGGUGGUCUGGGAGUGGCUGAACGAGCACGGGCGCUGGCGGCCCUACUCGGCCGCCGUCUGCCACCACAUCGAGAACGUGCUGAAGGAGGACGCCCGCGGCAGCGUGGUGCUGGGCCAGGUCGACGUCCAGCUGGCGCCCUACGUCAUCGACCUGCAGUCCAUGCACCAGUUCCGGCAGGACACGGGCACCAUGCGCCCCGUGCGCAGGAACUUCUACGACCCGUCCUCGGCGCCAGGGAAGGGCAUCGUGUGGGAGUGGGAGAACGACAACAGCUCGUGGACGCCCUACGACAUGGACAUCUGCAUCACCAUCCAGAACGCCUACGAGAAGCAGCACCCGUGGCUGGACCUCUCCUCCCUGGGCUUCUGCUACCUCAUCUACUUCAGCAGCAUGUCGCAGAUGAACCGGCAGACGCAGCGCAAGCGCCGCCUGCGGCGCCGCAUGGACCUGGCCUACCCGCUCACCAUGGGCUCCAUCCCCAAAUCCCAGUCGUGGCCGGUGGGCGCCAGCACGGGGCAGCCCUGCUCGUGCCAGCAGUGCCUGCUGGUCAACAGCACCCGCGCCGCCUCCAACGCCAUCCUGGCCUCGCAGCGCCGCAAGCUCUACCCUGGCGGCGCGGGGACGCUGCCCGUGCGGCAGAGCAGCACCUUCGCCGGUGCCACGCUGUGGCCGGCAGGGACGGGGACGGUGGCGGGUGGCGUGGCCAAGGGGGAGACGCCGAGGGUGCCCACCGGGGCUUUUGGGCGCAGCCAGAGCGCGCCCAGCGGUGCGCAGCUGCCCGGCCUCAACAACCUCAACCGGCCCGGCACGCAGCGGGGGGCCGGCAUCAGCACCCGCGCCACGGUGCCCCCGGGGGUGCCAGCCCUCCCGGUCAAGAACCUGAACGGCACCGGCCCCGUCCAUCCCGCCCUGGCAGGGAUGACGGGCAUCCUGAUGUGUGCCGCCGGGCUGCCCGUCUGCCUGACCCGCGCGCCCAAGCCCGUCCUGCACCCGCCGCCCGUCAGCAAGAGUGACAUCAAGCCCGUGCCCGGGGUCAGCGGCAUCUGCAGGAAAACCAAGAAGAAGCACCUCAAAAAGAGCAAGAACCCGGAGGACGUGGUGCGGCGCUACAUCCAGAAGGUGAAGACCCCCCCGGACGAGGACUGCACCAUCUGCAUGGAGCGGCUCGUCACCUCCUCGGGCUACGAGGGCGUCCUGAGCCACCGCGGCAUCAAGCCGGAGCUGGUGGGCAAGCUGGGCAAGUGCGGGCACAUGUACCACCUGCUCUGCCUCGUGGCCAUGUACAACAACGGCAACAAGGACGGCAGCUUGCAGUGCCCCACCUGCAAGGCCAUCUACGGGGAGAAGACGGGCACGCAGCCCCCCGGGAAGAUGGAGUUUCACCUCAUCCCCCAUUCCCUCCCGGGUUACACCGACUCCAAAACCAUCCGGAUCGUCUACGACAUCCCCACCGGCAUCCAGGGUCCGGAGCACCCCAACCCCGGCAAGAAGUUCACGGCGCGUGGCUUCCCGCGGCACUGCUACCUGCCCGACAACGAGAAGGGCAGGAAGGUGCUGAAGCUGCUGAUCGUGGCCUGGGACCGGCGGCUCAUCUUCACCAUCGGCACCUCCAACACCACGGGCGAGUCGGACACGGUGGUGUGGAACGAGAUCCACCACAAGACCGAGUUCGGCUCCAACCUGACGGGUCACGGCUACCCCGACCCCAACUACCUGGACAACGUCCUGGCCGAGCUGCUGGCCCAGGGCGUCUCCGAGGCCACCCUAAAGGACUGA